Messenger RNA from Penicillium subrubescens, 1584 nucleotides. RefSeq names its product putative cysteine synthase B. Gene Ontology annotation, molecular function: cystathionine beta-synthase activity; cysteine synthase activity. The record is from RefSeq and is a predicted model, not a curated record. The transcript has 3 exons. The coding region runs from base 1 to 1584 and encodes 527 amino acids. NCBI's taxonomy places the organism in Eukaryota, Fungi, Ascomycota, Eurotiomycetes, Eurotiales, Aspergillaceae. Gene Ontology annotation, cellular component: cytoplasm.
AUGACCAACUCCAACAACCGAAAUGUAUACUUCGGGCCUGACUCAUUGAAGAAGUACUUUGACCCAGAUUGUCAGCCUCCAUUACCUCUGGUCGAGCUGCCAGAGUAUUUGAAUCCAUUCUAUCAGGAUGGCGUUCGAAUUUAUGCAAAGAUGAUGACCAUGCAUCCUGCCAACAACGUCAAGGCCAUGCCAGCAUUGAAUAUGCUCGAGUCAAGCGUCGUCCCAAACCAAACAAAAACAAUCAUUGAAUACAGCUCUGGGUCAACGGUGAUCUCGAUGUCAAUGAUUGCCCGGGUUAUGCAUGGCGUGCAGGACACGCGGGCGUUUCUGAGCAACAAGACUAGCGAUGCUAAGCUGAAGUUGAUGCAAUUCUUCGGCUUGGAUAUCACACUAUUUGGCGGACCGUCCCAACCAGAGCCCCUCGAUGGCCGUGGCGGUAUCCAAAAUGCCCGCCGUAUGGCUAAGGAAGCCGAUGAUAUCGUCAAUCCCAAUCAAUAUGAGAACAACGAUAACUGGCAGUCGCAUAUGCGAUGGACUGGCCCUCAGAUAUUCCGGCAAUUGCCCGAGAUCAAUGUUCUCUGUGCUGGUAUGGGCACCUCUGGCACUAUGACCGGUCUGGGGACAUACAUCAAAGGUGUCAAGCCCUCCGUGAUGAGACUCGGGGUUUGCACAGCUGCAGGUGAUAGGGUGCCAGGUCCCCGAUCCUAUGCGCUGAUGCGCCCUGUGGAGUUUCCAUGGAAAGAGGCAGUGGAUGCAAUCGAAGAAGUUGGCUCUUCUGACUCGUACGGUCUGUCCCUGAAGCUGUGCCGUGAAGGACUGGUAUGUGGUCCGUCAUCCGGAUUCAACCUGCAAGGUUUGUUCCAGAUGCUAUCAAAACGGAAGGCCGCGGGGACGCUGCCUGACUUGGCUGGUUCGGACGGGAUUACGCAUUGCGUCUUCAUGUGUUGUGACCUGCCAUAUCAGUAUAUCAGCGAGUACUUCCAGAAACUCGGGGCUGAGGAAUUCCCGCCCAUCCGCAACGAGCGCCUGACCAAGGUUGACCUGCACCGAUACGACGAGGCCUGGGAGCGCGAUGCCCUCGAAGUCCUCCCACAAGUCUACGGCUCUCCACGACCCCUGGACCAGACUCCGCUCAGCGAGAUCACCCUGAAGCCACUACACCGAGUCCUCGACCUCCGCCAACCCGCGGACUUCAAUGCCUGGCACCUCCCAGAAUCAACCAAUCUACCGCUGUCGAGUGUUAGGCUCCACACGGGAUCACCGUUUUCGGAUCCAGCCGUGCUUGAGGCACAGUGGGUGGAGCUGGAGCAGAUCUUUGGGGACGAGCGCCUGAUCUCAGAUCUUGGUUCGCAUCACGUUCUGGUAGUAUGCUAUGACGGAGAUACAGCGCGCGUGGCUACCAGCGUGCUUCGGGCCAAGGGCCUUGAUGCGGACAGUGUGCGUGGAGGCCACCAUGCGCUGCGGAUGUAUGGCAUUGGGAGCGGGAGUGUAGAGCGCGGGGUGUCAGUAUCGGCGGACUGUUCCGCGAGCAAGAUGCCUAUUGCGGCAACGGUCUCUGUCUCAGCUGUUUCUCUUGAUUAUUGA